This is a messenger RNA of Gryllus bimaculatus (two-spotted cricket), 1704 nucleotides long. NCBI's taxonomy places the organism in Eukaryota, Metazoa, Arthropoda, Insecta, Orthoptera, Gryllidae. The record is from the annotation of a GenBank genome assembly.
UACUGGCACUUGAAAGUCAACUGGGAAACACUCAUCUAUUAAAUAACUUCGUUACAACUUUACAUUUUAGAGGUGGCAACACUGGUAACAAACAACGGAUGAGCGCGCCUGUGGUGCAGCCCUAUUACGAUAUGAAUCAAUAGGAAUAAAACUCCUGGUGCGACCAUUCUAUUGUGCGAAGAAAAUAUAAAAAAAAUAGUAACAUUGCUGGGCAUGGCAGAAACGUGUUAUAACCUUUCACGAUUUUAUGGAAAAAUAUACCUUUACUCUCCAUUUCUUAACAUCUCUACUUCAUGUUCUUUCACAUCUUAAUUAAAAAGAAGAAAAAUGAGCGAAUCUUGGAAACGCACAGUAACUAGCGUCUCUGAUAAAUUAUUUCCUGGUUUGGCGUUUUAUCAUCCUUAUGCUGAAGAUGGAGGUUUACAUUUAGGCAAUCAGAUAGUAUCUGAUUUACCACUGCAAAUGUCUCUUUACUUUAAUAUAGUAUUUUACCCGUUUUGGCUAGUGUCCAGCAUUGUUAUGUUAUCUUUAAAGUAUGAAUGCCUCACCAGUAUGUAUCGCUUCCUAGUUGUCACAAUUUUUGUCUUUGUUAUUGUAGUAGAAUGCCUAAGACUGUAUUUGGGCUAUGUAGGAAACCUUAAUGAAAGAAUACCAGAACUAGCAGGGUUUUGGAUGUUGUCUGUGCUACUUCAAUUGCCUCUGCAGCUGUUUCUCUUUAUAAAUGAAAACACUUUACCACAACCUUUGGAUCGCAUCAUGCAGCUUAUCAUGAUAAUUAUGUUAUUAAUUCAACUCUUCACGGGUUUUAAAGCACUUCGUACUGCAGCACGCUACCAAGCAAAUCGGUUUCACAUAAUGAAAUUUCAAUUAGUGUCAGAAUCAAAAAGUGACCUUGAUUUAAGGCUGAAGUCAGAGUGAUUAUUUAUUUAAAAACUUAUUUUAAUGAAUUUUAGCUUGAAUGUAAAUAGCAAGUAGAUUGAGUCACACAGUGGAUGAGUGUCACAUUCAUACACAAAGCCAUAAAAUGUUUGAGGAUUUUAGUUUUAUUAUUUAUAUAUUUCACUUCUAUUUUUUCUACUUUUGAGAAAAUAUUAAAUACAUGUGUACAACCACACAAUUAUAAAGUACCGACAAAAAUAGCAAAAGAUUAUAUUUUAGAUGGAUUUACAAUAUUAUAUAUUUUAAUUAUAUUGAAAUAAGAAAUUAAAAAACUAGAGAAUCCUGCAAUGUAAGAAUUUUGACUUGAUAUUUUUAGCCAAGCAAGCACAUUUUCCCAAACUCUUCCAAUUAAUUUUCUUAUUUUUGUUCAUCUCAUUCCCAAAAUAGACUGAACAGUUCCAAUCAGGACCAGACAUUUGUGAUACAACUGACCACCAAAAAAAGGUUAUAAAUAAUAAAAAGAUAAUUAAAAAUUAUUAAUUAGACAUAACAAAUACAUAACUCAAUAGGGCAUAAAGUGUUUUUGCUAGUUAAAAACAAAAAAUUGAAAUGGUCCAAAAUUAUGAGUAUAUUAAGAAAAAAAAUAGUGACUGAUUGACUCGAAAGAAAAAAAGAAAUGCUAGGUGCAACAAUAGUUUAAUGACUCUCUAGGCUUUGAUCGCUUAAAAAAAUUAAUAAUAAUAAUCCUGUGUCAACAAGCCCAUAAAAUAGAUGAUGAAAUGACUGAAAAUGCCAUUUAAAAUAAAUGAGCUACAACUGAUCUAU